ACAUGUCUACGUGGGGUUAUUUGGAUGAUUUAGUUCAGAGCAUAGAGACUCGGCUUUAAAUUCGGUUCUUUGAAACAAACUUUAAAAGAGUCGACUCGCAAAAACGAGUCGGACUUCCUAUCACCAUACUGUAUAUUCUAAGGAAGGCGGAAUGGAGCAGAUGGCAGCGAAUGGACAGUAAACUUCAAACUGUCAGAAAUGGAUUGUCAAGAAAAGCUGGAGGUGCCCGUGUACACCGAUGUGGACAGAGAGACUUUCUUGAGGGAUAUAUAUCCGCUGCGUAGACCGGCGGUUCUGAAGCGUGUGCCCCUGGGGCCCUGUGUGCGCUCGUGGACGGUGAGUUAUCUCGCGCAGAAGGGGGGAGACCGCGAGGUCAAAGUGCAUGUGUCCCCAGAGCCCAGGAUGGACUUUCUGCACAAGAACUUUGUGUACAGGACUCUGCCAUUUGACAAGUUCAUUCAGAGAGCUGCAGAGGCAAAGCACUCAGAUUUCUUCAUUAGUGAGGAUGAAAGCUACUACUUGCGCUCACUUGGAGAAGAUGUUCGUAAGGAACCAGCUGAUUUAAGGAAGCAGUUCCCUGAGCUAGCAGAGGAUUUCCAUAUACCCCAGUUCUUUGAGCCAGAGCAGUUUUUCUCCAGUGUCUUUCGCAUCAGUUCCCCUGGUCUGCAGCUGUGGACACACUACGAUGUAAUGGACAACCUUCUGGCUCAAGUUACAGGAAGAAAGCGUGUUGUUCUGUACAGCCCCAAAGAUGCCCUUUAUCUCUACCUCACAGGGGACAAGUCUGAAGUUUUGGACAUUGACACAACUGAUCUGCAGCUUUAUCCUGAGUUUGUGAAAGCAAGUCGCUACGAGUGUAUUCUGGAACCAGGAGACCUGCUCUUCAUUCCAGCACUUUGGUUUCACAAUACCCUGGCUCUCCAGUUUGGAGUUGGUGUCAACGUGUUCUGGAGACAUCUGCCACCUGAGAGUUAUGAUAAGAAAGAUCCAUAUGGAAACAAAGACCCAGUAGCAGCCUCUCGAGUCCUGCAGUCACUAGAGAGGACUUUAGGCAUCUUGGAAGAACUGCCACCUGAUUAUCAGGAUUUCUAUGCUCGGCGCAUGGUGCUGCGGAUUCAAAGCCGGGCCUACCUUAGGCAAACUAUGGAGGCAUCACAGGAAAAUUCAGACACAGCAUAGUUCUCUCACUGUUUACAUUGAAAUGGAGCUAUAGAGUUUGAGAAUGACAAUAAAGGCAUUUUAGUUUCUUUCCAAAAAAUUAAUGAUUAAAUAUAUUAAUAUACUGCUGGUUUAAAGCAUGGUCUCAAAUCAACAGUUCUGGAGCACGUGCAGUAACUAUUAGGACACAGUUCUGACAAAAUUAGGCUUCCUGUAACAAUUGUUGGUAACUUUAUUUUAAGGUGUCCUUGUUACACAUGUUACAUAUACUUAU
Messenger RNA from Sinocyclocheilus anshuiensis, 1432 nucleotides. RefSeq names its product tRNA-yW synthesizing protein 5 (gene tyw5). The transcript is spliced from 8 exons. Gene Ontology annotation, molecular function: tRNA binding. Gene Ontology annotation, biological process: wybutosine biosynthetic process. The record is from RefSeq and is a predicted model, not a curated record. The coding region runs from base 199 to 1179 and encodes 326 amino acids. NCBI's taxonomy places the organism in Eukaryota, Metazoa, Chordata, Actinopteri, Cypriniformes, Cyprinidae.